Molecule: messenger RNA, 4209 nt
Organism: Drosophila yakuba
Lineage: Eukaryota; Metazoa; Arthropoda; Insecta; Diptera; Drosophilidae
Gene: AOX1
Product: indole-3-acetaldehyde oxidase
Exons: 6
Coding region: 204-4025 (1273 amino acids)
Molecular function (GO): 2 iron, 2 sulfur cluster binding; oxidoreductase activity; FAD binding
Source: RefSeq, a predicted model, not a curated record
CGGAGAUCGACGUGGAAAUCAAACGAAGCGGACAAGUGAACACGUUGCCUCAUAUGGUGAAAUAAAAUAGUUUCCAGAACGCUCAACCAUCGAAAUAUUUCUAAACACCCGCGUCAAUUGAGGGCGAGAAAGGCUGCAAUUAAUUUCACAACGACUCCCGGACGGCUUUUAAGUGAUUGGAGGACUUAUAUAAGGAACCGAUAAUGGCUGGAAGAAUUACAAUCAACGGCACCAGCCACGAAGUUAAUCUGGCUGCCCUGCCGGCGGAUAUCUCGCUGAACACUUUCAUCCGGGAGUACGCCGGACUGACGGGCACGAAGUUCAUGUGCCAGGAGGGCGGAUGCGGCGUCUGCGUCUGCACCCUGACUGGGAUUCAUCCGGAGACCGGAGAGCCGCGCACCUGGGCGGUCAACUCGUGCCUCACGCUGCUGAACACGUGCUUGGGCCUGGAGGUGACCACCUCGGAGGGAUUGGGCAACAAGCGGGUCGGCUACCAUGCCAUCCAGCAGCGACUGGCCAAGAUGAACGGCACCCAGUGCGGCUACUGCUCGCCGGGAAUCGUGAUGAACAUGUACGGGCUGCUGAAGUCAAAGGGCGGCAAGGUCACCAUGGAGGAGGUGGAGAACUCCUUUGGCGGCAACAUCUGCCGCUGCACUGGCUAUCGCCCCAUUCUCGAUGCCAUGAAGUCCUUCGCCGUGGACAGCAAUAUCCAGGUGCCUGCUGAGUGCAUCGACAUUGAGGACCUGAGCACCAAACAGUGUCCCAAGACGGGCCAAGCCUGCUCCGGCAGCUGCAAGAAGCAGCAGCCCAAGGGCAGCCAACUGUAUCCGGAUGGCAGCCGCUGGAGCUGGCCAGAGAGUCUGGGGGAACUCUUUGCCGCCCUGCAGGGAGCAGUCAAGGAGAAGCUGCCCUACAUGCUGGUGGCUGGAAACACGGCCCACGGCGUCUACAGACGUCGUCCGGACAUCAAGGCAUUCAUCGACGUUUCCGGCCUGGCGGAGAUCAAGGGUCACAAGCUGAGUGCGGAUAACUCCACCCUAACGCUCGGAGGAAAUCUGAGCCUCAGCGAAACCAUGGAGCUGUGCCGCCAACUGGAGAAGACGAAGGGCUUCGAGUACUUGGCUCAGGUGUGGCAACACCUCGAUUGGAUCGCCAAUGUUCCAGUGCGCAAUGCCGGCACCUUGGCGGGCAACCUGACCAUCAAGCACACCCACCCGGAGUUCCCCUCGGAUGUGUUCAUCGUCCUGGAGGCCCUAGAUGCCCAAGUGAUUGUCCAGGAGGCGGUGGACAAGCAGCAGACCGUGAGCCUGGCCAGCUACCUCGGCUCUUCCAUGGAGGGAAAGAUUAUCCGUGGUCUGGUGCUGCGCGCGUAUCCCAAGGAGCGGUUCGCAUUCGACUCCUACAAGAUUAUGCCCCGUGCCCAGAAUGCCCACGCCUAUGUGAAUGCCGCUUUCCUCGUGGAAUUCGCAGCAGACUCCACUGUGAAAGCAUCUCGAAUUUGUUUCGGUGGCAUCCAUCCCGAGUUCGUACAUGCCACAGCGAUUGAGAACUUGAUUCAGGGCAAGAAUCCCUUCCAGAACGGACUGGUGGAGAAGGCCUUUGGGCAGCUCUCCACCCUGCUCCAGCCCGAUGCCGUUCUGCCGGAUGCCUCGCCCGUCUACCGACGCAAGUUGGCCUGCGGUCUCUUCUACAAGUUCCUCUUGAAGGAAGCGGCUCAGCGAAAGCAGGGAUUGGGCAGUCGAUUCGCCACAGGCGGUUCCCUCCUGAAACGCCCGGUGUCAAGUGGCCAGCAGAGUUUCGAGACAUUCCAGGAGCACUACCCGGUGACCAAGGCGACGGAGAAGCACGAGGGUCUGAUCCAGUGCUCUGGCGAAGCCACCUACUCCAACGAUCUGCCCACCCAGCACAACCAGUUGUGGGCUGCGUUUGUCACCGCGAAGAAGGUGGGCGCCAAGGUCACCAAAGUGGAUACGCAGCCAGCUCUGGAUCUACCCGGCGUGGUGGCGUACCUCGAUGCCAAGGACAUUCCGGGACCCAACUACGUCGGCCCCAAGGUCAGGGACGCGUUCUUCUUCCCGCAGGACGAGCAACUGUUCGCCACGGGUCAAAUUUCGUUCUAUGGUCAGCCCGUGGGCAUGAUCCUAGCCAACUCCAAUUCGCUGGCCAAUCGGGCCGCAGAGCUGGUGAAACUGAGCUACGAGGGUGGAGCGGAAGAAGUACUGCCCACCUUGAAGGCGGUUCUAGAUAAAGUGGGAACCGAAGCUGGCAACAGCAAGCGGUUGGAGCAAGCCAUCAAGUCCACCAUCGAUGUGCUCCAGCUGGAGGAACCCUUCGACGUGAGCUCCUCCGGUCAGCUGGAUAUGGGUCUGCAGUACCACUACUACAUGGAACCGCAGACAACCGUGGUUGUGCCCUUCGAGGGCGGCCUGCAGGUGUACUCGGCCACCCAGUGGAUGGACCUAACCCAGGACACCAUCGCCAAUGUGCUGAACCUCAAGUCCAACGAAGUGCAGGUGAAGACGCGUCGCAUUGGAGGAGGAUAUGGAGGCAAGGCCACUAGAUGCAACGUGGCUGCCGCCGCUGCUGCUGUGGCUGCUCACAAGCUGAACAGACCCGUUAGGUUCGUCCAGUCGCUGGAGUCCAUCAUGACCAGUCUGGGCAAGCGCUGGGCAUUCCAUUGCGACUACGACUUCUUCGUUCAGAAAUCCGGAAAAAUCUCCGGAAUCACAAGUCGAUUCUACGAGGAUGCUGGAUAUCUAACCAACGAAUCGCCCAUAGGCCAUACCGUUCUGCUGUCCAAGAAUUGCUACGAGUUCAGCGACAACUACAAGCUGGAUGGCUACUUGGUCUGCACAGAUUCGCCGUCGAACACUCCGUGCCGUGCUCCUGGCUCCGUGGAAGGCAUUGCGAUGAUGGAAAACAUAAUCGAGCACAUCGCCUUCGAGACCGGACUGGAUCCGGCUGAUGUGCGUAUCGCCAAUUUGCUGCCCGCCCAUAAAAUGGGCGACAUGAUGCCGCGAUUCCUGGAGAGCACCAAGUACAGGGCACGCAGGGCGGAGAUCGCUGCCCACAACAAGGAGAACCGCUGGCGCAAGCGCGGAUUGGGUCUGUGCAUCAUGGAGUACCAGAUCGGUUACUUUGGACAGUACCCCGCCACGGUGGCUAUCUACCAUAGCGAUGGCACCGUCGUGGUCUCCCAUGGAGGCAUUGAAAUGGGCCAAGGCAUGAACACCAAAAUCUCGCAGGUGGUGGGCCACACCCUGGGCAUUCCCAUGGAACAGGUCCGCAUCGAGGCCAGCGACACCAUAAACGGAGCCAACUCCAUGGUCACCGGAGGAGCUGUGGGCAGUGAAACCCUCUGCUUUGCAGUGCGCAAGGCGUGCGAAACCCUAAACGAGCGAUUGAAGCCCGUGCGCGAGGAGGUGAAGCCCGAGAAUUGGCAGGAUCUCAUCAAGGAGGCCUACAACCGCAAGAUCAAUCUGAUUGCCAGCGAUCAGUGCAAGCAGGGCGACAUGGAUCCGUACUCCGUGUGCGGCCUCUGCCUCACCGAGGUGGAGUUGGAUGUGCUCACCGGCAACUACAUUGUGGGCCGCGUGGACAUCCUGGAGGACACUGGCGAGAGUCUGAAUCCCAAUGUGGACAUUGGCCAGAUCGAGGGCGCCUUCAUGAUGGGCUUGGGCUACUGGACCAGCGAACAGGUCAUUGCGGAUCCCAAGACGGGCGAGUGUCUCACGAAUCGCACCUGGACGUAUAAGCCGCCAGGAGCGAAGGACAUACCCACUGACCUGCGCAUCGAGCUGCUGCCCAAGAGUCCCAACAAGGCGGGCUUCAUGCGGUCCAAGGCUACCGGAGAGCCAGCCAUCUGUUUGUCCAUCGCAGUCGCGUUUGCCCUGCAGCAGGCGCUGCAAUCGGCUCGCGAUGACGCCGGCGUGGCCAAGUCGUGGGUUACCCUUACUGCCCCGAUGACGCCCGAGUACCUGGUCCUCCACGCGGGCACCGAACCCAGCCAGUUCAAGCUGAACUAGGAGGAGAAGAAGUCCCUGACCGUGGGAUGUGGCACGUGGCCGCGAUGGGAACGCUCCGAUAAGCACGCCAAGAUAACCUGCACUUACACCCCCACUUAACCUGGCGAAUACGCCGCCUGUAGCCUGUAGACUAGCCGACAUUGUGUUGUCUGCACAAUAAAUUAAAAACUUAGCCAACGCUUAA